This is a messenger RNA of Liolophura sinensis, 1741 nucleotides long. RefSeq lists its product as uncharacterized. The record is from RefSeq and is a predicted model, not a curated record. The coding region runs from base 1 to 1719 and encodes 572 amino acids. NCBI's taxonomy places the organism in Eukaryota, Metazoa, Mollusca, Polyplacophora, Chitonida, Chitonidae. The transcript has 3 exons.
AUGCUCAAAAACGUGACCGACCGCAUCCGAAUCACCCCAUUGAAGGACCCGUUUGCCUUGAUGUUGGACAAAGCCCCUGCCAAGCACCGCAUCCGUCACUUGCUGGCCAAGGAACCAGACAUGGAGAAACAUGGAUAUGGCGACCUCAAGAUGAGCUACAUCCAGACGCCCUCGGCAGUGUUCGACUUACCUCGCACAAUUCCGGACAGAAUACGAGAGCUGGCGAAGGCCAACCCAGACAAAAUGGCGUUUGUCUUCAGACAAGCCGGACAACCCAGGGAUACCUUGACAAGGAAACAAGUGGCAGACAAGUCCGACUGGUUGGCCCGACAUUUUGUCAGAGAUGGCAUCAGAGCAGGUGACAAAGUAGCCAUACUUGUGGACACACCGACAAACUGGACCAUAACUUAUUUCGGUAUAAACAUGACCGGUGGCACUGUUAUCAACUCGCCAUCCUUCGAUGAGAAAGAAUUUACAAAGAUCGCCAAAGGGAUAGGAUGCGUGGCAACUGUAACAGAAUUGAACCAAUCUAAAGAGAACCUUUGCAAGGCUCAUCAUCGUAGCGUCAUCCUGACAACAUUUCAGGACCAUAAAGAUAAGAUAACGACCUUUGACCUCUUCGGUUUGACAGAGGACAACCAGGUUCCAGAUGUUGACCUUCCCGAAGUGCACGCCGACGACGAAGCGAUGAUGGUGUUGACCUCUGGUAGUAGUGGAAUGCCUAAGCUCGUUGUGCACACCCAUGCCUCAAUCCUAGCGGGAGCGUAUUCAGUGGGAGAUUUUUGCGAGUUGGAAGAGGACACAAUCGUUGCUAACGACAGACCGAUGUCUUGGAUGGGCGGCCAACCAAUUAUGUACCUUGGUAUCGGGUUGACUACAGUCUACAUCAAGGCGAAAGUCAACUCAGAGUCAGACGAUGAGUUCUUCGUGAACGUUUUAUCUUCUGAACGCCCAGAUGCUGCUUUACUGAUGGAAUAUAGACUAAACAGCUUACAGAGAAGACCUGAUCUGUUAAACAGGAUGCCGUUUCUCUCCACCUCGCUAGCCACAGGACAAAGGGUGAGUGCGAAGUUUGUAGACAGUUUGCUACGAGUUUCAGAGUCCGUCGCCUCCGCCUACGGCUCUUCUGAAUCUGGGUACCCCUGCUCUGGCUGCGAAGUUAGAGUGGUGGAUGAAAAAGGUGAAGUCGUCUAUGUGGAAACACAGGGGGAACUCUGUUUGUGUGGACCAGCAUGUGCCAAAGCUUAUGUCUACCUUGACGGUUCCAGAGCGCCUAUUGUGGACGAAGACGGUUGGUACCAUACCGGAGAUGUAGCACUAAUCCACCAAGACGGACGAAUCGUCAUCAUAGGUAGGAAGACUGAAAUGCUUAAAAGGGUUUCGGUGAAAAUUUUUCCCUCAUUCGUGGAGAGGAAGAUUCAGGAAAACUUUGAAGAGAUUGAGGAAGUUGUUGUUGUUGGUGUGGAUGACGACAUAUUGCACCAGGAGAUUUGCGCUUGUAUUACGCUCACACCAGACGCACGCAUAACCACAGAAGAUAUCAAGCGGCGUGUCGAGGACAUCUUCAGACCGUCUCUUGCGCCAGAUGGUCUUGGUUACAUGCCGGGACAUUUCCUGCUCAUGGACUCUUCUCCAAAGACGACGUCCGGGAAAUGUGAUAGACUGUCACUGACCAAGAUGGGCGAAGAGAUCAUUAAGGGUAAAACUCAGAAGUCUUAAACCUGGAAGAUUAUUUGUUGGC